AUGGAGGGAACCACCAUGGGCUCAGGUUCAACGGCUAAAAGGUAUGGUGUUGUAACAGGGGCCAACAAAGGAAUAGGAUUGGAGAUAUGCCGUCAGCUAGCGUCUAAUGGGAUUUUGGUCAUAUUAACUGCUAGAGAUGAGAAAAGGGGUAUUGAAGCUGUCAAAAAUCUGAAAGCAGCUGGACUCUCUGGUGUGGUUUUUCAUCACCUUAAUGUAAAAGACCCUGCUAGCAUUGCUUCAUUGGCAAAAUUUGAUUUGAGAGAGAAAUUUGAAUAUUAUGUCAAAAAUGUAAGGAUCUCAAUUCUACUUAGCUUAGAUUGUGAAGCUUUUCGUGCCUUCAAACUUGGAGGGGGUGUGGUGAGUCUUUAA
Vitis riparia (riverbank grape) is the source of this 369-nucleotide messenger RNA. Its product is annotated as (+)-neomenthol dehydrogenase-like. The transcript has 2 exons. The record is from RefSeq and is a predicted model, not a curated record. Gene Ontology annotation, cellular component: membrane. Lineage: Eukaryota; Viridiplantae; Streptophyta; Magnoliopsida; Vitales; Vitaceae. Bases 1 to 369 code for a protein of 122 amino acids.